CGCAUGUGAAUCGCCGUUUAAGAUUGACGCUGUCAGUAUUGUGGUACAAUGUUGGGAUGGUGAUAAAUAUUGCUCAGAGCCACAUUCUCGAGGCGUUCUUUCCACCUCCAGCUCUCAGCCUUCCUCCUCAGCCAUUCUUUUCUUUCCUAUUGGCGCGCAAGUUCGAUUCUUACAGUCUCUUCUGUUUUCUUACCCUUCUCUUCAUCACAUUCCUUUCACAUCUUCAACCUUGAUUCAACAAGAUGCAUUUGACCCUUGAUCUCUUGCUACUGAGUAGCAUAACCACGGUUCUGGCAGCUGAUGUAUGGACUGUCAACUGUGGUGUCCUGUCAGUUCAGAGAUCCGAUCCUAUCAUCAGCCCAGGACGUCCAUCAAGCCAUGUUCAUGCAAUUGUGGGCGGCACUGCGUUCUCGAGGAGUAUGGCUGGGAUCAAAGAUGCUGUGAACGCCAAAGCAACAACAUGCGACAAGUACACUGAUCACAGUAACUACUGGUGUCCCCAACUGUAUAACAGGAGGAAUGGCAUGUUUGAACUUAUUCCUUUCACAGGAGCUAACAUGUAUUACAAGAGAUAUACAUGCGAUUAUCAAGAAGGUGGUAUAACACAAAAUGACUCCGAGCAAUCUAACCAAGCAAUUCUCUUUGAGACUGAGGGGACUGGCGAAGUCUACGGCUUCCCCAAAACGAUCAAAGGACGACUCCAACUGAAUGUUCGAUUCCCAUCAUGCUGGGAUGGCAAGAACCUCGACAGUCCAGAUCACAAGAGCCAUAUGUCCUAUCCCGAUCCAACAAAAGGCGACACCCAGGGCGGAAUGUGUCCCUCCACACACCCCAUCGCACUCCUCCACGUCGGAGCCGAAUUCGGCUUCGACACAGGCUCUCUCGAUAUCACAGACUCCUCCACCCUCGUCUUCUCCAUGGGCGACACGACAGGCUACGGAGGCCAUGCCGAUUUCAUCCAAGGCUGGCAGAAUCUAACUGCACUGGGAGAAUCAUUCGACAACUGUAACGGGUUUGGAGAUGCUUGUGCAUGGAACUCGUUUGGAACGCCGGAUGGAAAGCAGGGUGUAAAGAGUGACUUGAAGCCUCAAGUGCCGGCAGUGUUUGAGGAAGAUAUCGGUCUGAAUGGACCGAUUGCAAAAUUGCCGGGGAACAAUCCCGUUUGGAAUGGAGUUACUUCUGCCUUGUCUUCGGUGUUGCCAACUGAAGUCCUGCCGACCACCCUGGUCACAAUGACGGCCUCAUUGCCCCUGGUUUCGCCAGCUUCUUCAGUGUUGGCGACGGUCUUGUCCAUUCCAACUUCAGUUUCUAUUGGUUUGCCCGCUAAGCUGGAGACAUCUGUUGCUUCAGUCGAGACCUCCCCGGCACAAUGCAGUGAAGAAACUGACUAG
Messenger RNA from Cadophora gregata, 1391 nucleotides. RefSeq lists its product as uncharacterized. The coding region runs from base 243 to 1391 and encodes 382 amino acids. NCBI's taxonomy places the organism in Eukaryota, Fungi, Ascomycota, Leotiomycetes, Helotiales, Ploettnerulaceae. The transcript is spliced from 5 exons. The record is from RefSeq and is a predicted model, not a curated record.